AUGAUAAGAGAAGCUGAAGAGAGUCUUCACAAGAGGUCUAGGAUGAGGAAAAGAAGAAGAAGGAAUAGGAAAAGGAGGAGAAGAAAAAGGAAAGAAGAGGAGGAGAAAAAAGAGGAAAAGGAGGAGAAGAAAAAGGAAAGAGGAGAAGAAGAAAAGGAGGAAAAGGAGAAAAACAGUAAGAAAGAGAAGGAAGAGAAGAAGAAAGAGCCGGAAGAGGAAAAGGAGGAGAAGAAGAAGAAGCACGAAGAGAAGAAGAAAAAAGAACGAGGACUCUGA
Necator americanus (New World hookworm) is the source of this 276-nucleotide messenger RNA. RefSeq lists its product as uncharacterized. Bases 1 to 276 code for a protein of 91 amino acids. Lineage: Eukaryota; Metazoa; Nematoda; Chromadorea; Rhabditida; Ancylostomatidae. The record is from RefSeq and is a predicted model, not a curated record. The transcript is spliced from 2 exons.